This is a messenger RNA of Condylura cristata (star-nosed mole), 924 nucleotides long. Its product is annotated as gametogenetin-binding protein 1-like. Lineage: Eukaryota; Metazoa; Chordata; Mammalia; Eulipotyphla; Talpidae. The record is from RefSeq and is a predicted model, not a curated record. The coding region runs from base 1 to 924 and encodes 307 amino acids. The transcript is spliced from 6 exons.
AUGGAGGACCCGGCUCCAAGUCCUCCUUCCCGAAGUCUGGCCCGCUCCUCCAUGUUCCGCUUUUUCCGUAGCCUGCUCGGGAGCAAGGGCAGCCCUAAGAGCUCUGGCAAGCUCUUGGAAGGUCAGCAGUGCCCUUCACAAGAGCAGGAUGCCCUCCCCCUGGUACCAGAUUGCCAGGGAAGAGGAGGGAGGAAGGAGCCCUGGCCAUCCCGCUUCUCUUUGGCCCUGCCACAGCGCUGCCCCAUGGGGCUGGCCACCUCCCAGCCCCCCAUGCCCAUGAAGGCCCUGAAGGUCACUGCCCAGGGCGUAGAGGUGAAGUCAGUCUCGCCCAGAGAGGGCCAACAGGUGUUGAGCAACCUGUCUGAGGAGGAGGCCCACUUGGCCCAAGCCCAGGCGGUAAAGCAAGGAUGCCUGGAGAGAGCCAUGGAACCGUGGGAGGACAGCCCCGAGGCCUUCACCACGGAGGAAGAGAAGGAGAAUCUGCUUGAAGGAGACGUCAGGCUGGCCUCUUUGGAUGUGGAAGCCACGCCAUGGAGAUGCCUCCUCACCUUGUACAAGCAGCUUCAGAAAUCGACCACGGCCAAGUUUCCCCUCAAGGAAAGCCUGACGGAAGAGGAGGAAGGAGAAGAAGAGGAAACGGAGGCAGAUGACAGCUCGUUCGAGCUCUGUGACCCAGACACUGACACCUUCCAGUCACUACUGUGCAAGACAUCUGGGCUGACAGACCCGCUCCGUAUCAUGGAGUCGGAGUUAAAGAAGCUUCUGGUUGUACAGCAGGAGCCCUACCUUUGGAAGAUGGGUGACCACAAAGACCAGGAGCUGCUGACCCAGCCAGAGAUGAUCCAGGAGGAGGUGAGCCUUGUGGAAGGUCAGCACCUGCUCCUGGAGGAGAUGGAUGAGACGGGCAGGUGGUCUGCAGAGUGA